Pseudozyma hubeiensis SY62 is the source of this 708-nucleotide messenger RNA. Its product is annotated as vacuolar protein-sorting-associated protein. Gene Ontology annotation, cellular component: ESCRT II complex. Gene Ontology annotation, biological process: protein transport to vacuole involved in ubiquitin-dependent protein catabolic process via the multivesicular body sorting pathway. Gene Ontology annotation, molecular function: structural molecule activity; protein homodimerization activity. Lineage: Eukaryota; Fungi; Basidiomycota; Ustilaginomycetes; Ustilaginales; Ustilaginaceae. Bases 1 to 708 code for a protein of 235 amino acids. The record is from RefSeq and is a predicted model, not a curated record. The transcript has a single exon.
AUGGCAGCGACAGCAUCACACGUACCGGCAAGCAUCGCGUCUUCUGGAGCGGCUGCAAGGUCUGUUGUCACCGGCGCUACCAUGACGGAAACCAGCACGUUUCGGCCCCCGCCGAUCCACGCAUUCCCACCCUUCUACACGAUACAGCACAACCCGGUAUCGCGUGCUCAGCAGCUGUCGCAAUGGCGAGCUCUCAUCCUCGACUACUGUCGGCAUCACCGCAUCUUCACGCUCUCUCCUCUUCCCGGCUCAUCCGACUCUUCGGUGACCAAGGGCGAUGCAUCGGAUCCGCACGCCGCUCUCUUCUCCAAUCGAUCAAUACAGCGUUCGCUCUCACCUGAAUCGAUACGACAGGUGCUUGCAGACCUUGUCGACCACAAGCAAGCAGCUUGGGAAGAGCAGCUCACGUCAGCAGCCAAAUCGAAAACCAACAGCAACAGCAAUCUAAAUGCCAAGGCGUACAUCUACUGGAAGACGCCGAUUCAGUGGGCGGACUCGAUCUACGAAUGGGUGAUGCAGACGGGUCAGAACAAGAGCAUCAUGACGCUUUUCGAGCUCAAUGAGGGCGAACUCGUGCAAAGUCGGGACUUCUACCAGCUUCCCACACCCAUGCUGCGACAGGCUUUGAAGCAUCUCAGCACUCAAGGCAAGGCGCAGAUCUUUGCAGGGACAGAAGCAGACGAUGGUGAAGGUGUCAAGUUUGUGUAG